AUGGAAAUAGCACACAACAGGGAUAAAAGGAGAGUAACAAUGAUCACGAGUGGAAACGAACAAGAUUGUUAUGGGAUUGUUAUAGAUGCAGGUUCGUCUGGAUCGAGGUUGCAUGUAUUUAGAUGGACCGACCCAGCGACAAUUGAUGUGACACAACAUGAUAUACAAGAGUUACAUUCGGUGCCCAAAAUAGAACAGUCUAAGGAUUGGACAUUUAAAGCGAAUCCUGGAUUAUCAAGUUUUGAGCAUAAAACAAAUAAAGCAUUCUCUGAUCACGUUCACCCCCUACUGAAGGAAGCAGAGAAGAUUGUUCCGCAUGACAAAUUAAGUAGUACACCUGUAUUCAUACAAGCAACUGCUGGUAUGCGGUUACUACCCAAAAAGAAGAGAGAAGAGAUUUUAAAGGACCUAUGCAUAAAAAUUAAAAAAUCUACAAAGUUCAAGAUGGAUGACUGUGAUACCCAAAUUCAGAUUAUAGAUGGAGAGACCGAGGGUAUAUACGGCUGGCUUGGCUUAAACUAUCUGCUGGGUAACUUCAACAACUUCAACGACUAUGAGAAGAGCCAUUUUACAAUGGGAUUUAUGGAUAUGGGAGGAGCAUCUGCUCAGAUUGCAUUUGUUCCAAGUGAUAAAGAAGAAAUAACAAAAUACAAGUACGAAAUUCCAACUGUUUAUCUUCGGAGUCUUAAUGGGGAUAUCCAAGAAUGGGACGUUUUUGUUAGUACGUGGCUAGGAUUUGGGGCCAAUCAGGCAAGAAAGAGAUACUUAGCACAGUUAAUUAAUGCUUUACCAGAAAACACCAAUAACUAUGAUGAUGACGAUUUCACCACACGUACAUUAUCUGAUCCAUGUAUGCCAAAGGGAAGUAAGACCGAUUUCGAAUUUAAAGAUACAAAAUUUAAGAUUGCUGGGCUAGGUAAUUUUGAGCAAUGCUCAAAAUCCAUAUAUCCGUUAUUAUUGAAGAAUUUACCCUGUCAAGAAGAACGCUGUUUAUUCAAUGGUGUUCACAUUCCCAAGAUUGACUUCCUGAAAGAUAAGUUUGUAGGGAUAUCUGAAUUUUGGUACACCCCAAACGAUGUUUUUAAUCUUGGGGGUGAAUACAGUUUUAUCAAAUUUAGUUCGAAAGUCGAAGAAUUCUGUAAUACUGACUGGAAAACUAUAGAGCAGAAUAAUAAAGAUGGAAAAUAUAACUCUAUCCCAGAAAGCUACCUAAAGGACGCAUGUUUUAAGAGUAAUUGGAUUAUCAAUAUAUUACACGAGGGUUUCGAACUGCCACAAGAAGACCGUAGUAGAUUAGAUACAUCAAAGGGUAUAUACGACUACCCAAUGUUUCAAAGUCUAGAUAAAGUUGUUGAGAUAGACUUAUCUUGGACGUUGGGUAGAAUUUUGUUAUAUGCGUCUGGCAUGGUUCCUACUGUUGGAAGCAAUGCUAGAGUGGGUAUUGCUCCAAGUUCACGCAGUGCAAAGGAUGACAACAAAGUGUUCAUUCCUGGUCUUAUUGGUGAUGGAUUUAUGGUGAGCAAUACAUCUGCUGGGUUCCUUAAGUUUCUACUUAUAUUAAUUUUAAUAGGAUUUGUGAUAUAUGUCUUUGUAGGAAGGAAAGUAUCGCAUAUUCCAUUCAAUUCGUCAUCUAUCGGUAAAAUAGUAGCUCAUAUAAGGUAUAAGAUUUCCGAACUCAAGUCAAAGUAUGAGAAUUGUCGAUCAUCGAAUGACAUCUCUGACCUAGAGGCUGGCCAAUUCGGGAGUAGUAGAUUUAGAGAAUUGAAAGAAUCCGCAUUCAUGCUGAAAAGUAAAAGUAUGUUCAAUCUUAAUACAAAAAAGCAGAACCCUGCUCUUCCACUUGAAGAUAGUGAUGAUACUAUCGGAAGACCAUUAUCACAAGGUGUUCAGUCAUCUCAAUCUUCAGCCAAUAUGAGAGCUGCAUUUUCGAUGGCAGAUUUCUCAAAAUUUCAGAAUCAAUAG
Maudiozyma barnettii is the source of this 1962-nucleotide messenger RNA. It is a transcript of the gene YND1, whose product is annotated as apyrase. Gene Ontology annotation, biological process: nucleoside diphosphate catabolic process. Gene Ontology annotation, cellular component: membrane. Bases 1 to 1962 code for a protein of 653 amino acids. Lineage: Eukaryota; Fungi; Ascomycota; Saccharomycetes; Saccharomycetales; Saccharomycetaceae. Gene Ontology annotation, molecular function: nucleoside diphosphate phosphatase activity. The record is from RefSeq and is a predicted model, not a curated record. The transcript has a single exon.